AUGGCUAAAUUAGAUCUGGCUUGGCUAUUUAACUGCCUUCUCCUCGUCGCCUCAGGCCUCUUCCUUAACUUCGUUUUCCAGGAUCCUCGAGUGGUCCAAUUUUCAAAGAUAGCUCUCUCUCGGAUACGUCUAGCUCAGACCUUCAGGGCAGUUGGAACUCGCACCUCGUUCUCUACUUCCUCGGUGCAGCAAAUCGCACAGAAUAAUAUGUCGGAAAUCAUCUUCUACGAUAUCAAAUCAAACGUUCCAGGAUACUCUGUAUCUCCUACUACCUGGAGGACAAGAUACUGCCUCAAUCUCAAAGGCUUGAAAUACAAAAGUCAAUAUGUCGAAUUUCCCGAAAUCGCACCUCUCUACAAAAAGUUAGGCGUACCCGCCCCCGACACCAACUCCGAUGGAAGUCCCCACUAUACCCUCCCCAUGAUCUACGACCCAUCCACCAACAAAUAUAUUCCGGAUUCCACUGACAUCGCCAUCUAUCUUGAUAAACAGUACCCGGACCUUCCCCGAAUCUUCCCUCCCGGCACAGAGAGACUACAGAUGCAGUUUUCCAACGCCGCCAUGUCAAGCAUCCCAGCCGCGGGCAAUCUCCUCACAUGGCGGGUCUUCGCCAGGCUGAAUCCGAUCAGCCAGGAAUACUACCGCAGAGUGCGGGAGACAGUAUGGCGUGUCAAGUUGGAGCAGAUGAUCCCAGAUGACCAAAAUACUACCGGAAUGGCUACGCUGAAGAAGGUCAUGGGGAAGAUCGACGCUUUGUAUGUGCGUAAUGGUGCGAAGGGGCCGUUCGUAUUGGGGGAGACUCCAUCAUGGGCCGACAUCACUAUUUCAGCGAUGCUUGUGAUCUUGAAAGUAUCUUGGGGAGAGGAUAGCGACUAUUGGAAGCAGGUCAUUUCUUGGAAUGACGGACGAUGGGAACGGUUCUUUGCAGAAAUGAAGAAAUACGAGUAA
Molecule: messenger RNA, 948 nt
Organism: Psilocybe cubensis
Lineage: Eukaryota; Fungi; Basidiomycota; Agaricomycetes; Agaricales; Agrocybaceae
Exons: 3
Coding region: 1-948 (315 amino acids)
Source: RefSeq, a predicted model, not a curated record